Messenger RNA from Colletes gigas, 1959 nucleotides. RefSeq lists its product as uncharacterized. The coding region runs from base 90 to 1931 and encodes 613 amino acids. Lineage: Eukaryota; Metazoa; Arthropoda; Insecta; Hymenoptera; Colletidae. The transcript has 9 exons. The record is from RefSeq and is a predicted model, not a curated record.
GGAAUGAGUUACUUGACACGCUGUGAUCGAUCUGAAUUAAAGUGAUUGUUUAUUUUAUUAUCGAAAGAGUUGUUUUAUUUAAUGACAAGAUGACGAAAAGUCGGCACGCGUUUCUAUUUGUCCUAUAUUUUAUGUGUCUAGUUGCAUCUUCCCAUGAAGAAUCUAUUUGUCAAAUUCCUACUGUAAUAAGAGGAUCAUGGUUUUCAUGGGAGAAUGGAAGAAAUACUUUGACCGAAAUAAAUGCUGAAACAAUGACAAAUCGUGGUGUCUGUGUGAAUAUGGUAGAAAGGUAUUUGGUUAAUUAUACAUUUGUGUUUAGAAAUGACAAAUGUUACCAUUGUGUUAACUUAAUUGUUCGUACGGUAAAUGUGUUGGAAAAACUUGAAGCAAGUUGCGUGAAUUUGCCUAAUGAUGUUGAGCCAACUGUGGAAAAUGUAUGCAAAGGGUUACAGCCAGAUCAACAGUUAAUAACAUUAUUCUCUGAGAAUCAUGUUCCUGUAAAUUGUAGAUCAUCCCUUGAGGGUGUUUGGCAGUUUGCUUAUCAGAAUAGGUUCAGAUUUACAGGAGAAUGUGAUCAUCCUGAUGCCCAAAUUCGAUCCUGCCAAACAGCAGGAACACAGUUCUUGAUAACUAAUCAGAAAUUCAACAUAACGUAUAAACAGUGUUCCGGUAUGAAAAACACUUUUGAUGGAGUUGUGGAGUAUAGCUGUUUGGGAGAUUGGUUCGUGGAUAAGAAUCAUUUCUUCGCGGUCGCGAAUACGAAAGAAUCUAGAAAAGACGAGAAGUAUCGAUGUUUCUUAAAAAAUCGCGACGACGAUCUUUUCAUUGGGGUAUCGAUCACCGCCGAAUGUAAUACGUUAAAAACUGUCGAGAAAAGUCCCGAGCGUUUGCGAGUAACGCCUGUUAAAGCCGAGGUGGUGGAGCCGGGGUGUAGAUUACCGGAAGAUAUGAGCGGACAAUGGAUAAAUACCGCUAAUAUCGAUGCAGAUAUUUUCAUAAACGAAACUCAUAUAAUCGAAACUUGGUAUCCCGACGAGGGUCGUUACAGACGUACGAUUUACGUUUGUCGCGAGUCGAGAGACAGUAGAGUCAUGAUGGCAAGAUUGACCGUAGACGGAUGUCAAAAAGAUUACGUUUGCUUCGAUUUCGUGCGCCGACAUCAUAAUAUCAUUAGAUAUCGACGCGGUAUCGCGGUUAUCAAAGACGAUUUCCACACUGUUUGCUCUUGGGUGCAAUUUCCUAACAAAGAAGCUUGGAAAUACGACUUAUUCUUGGCAAACAACCCGGUGCCAGUACGUUGUCCAAUAGCCGGGAAAUACAUGUUCACCCAAAAAGGGGACGUUCUAUUCGAAACUAGAAUUUUAGGCGGUGUUACGUUGUCCCCCCGUCCGAAUAUCCAUUGCCAACAAAAUAUUUCCGAUUUCUCCGUUUGCGACACCGAUCAGAAGGAGAUCGCGAUCGACGAAACCUACUGCUUGUCGGUGGAUUAUUUAGGGAAACCCGUCGAUAUUUACAGUUUGCCGGAUUAUAAAAUGAAAUGUAUCGGAUUUUGGAAAGAAAAUUUGAAGUCCUACUUGAUAACAUACGACGAGUUGGAUCCGUAUAGUAAAUAUCGUUGUUGGGUGUAUCAGAGGGCCGAUUUAAAUAGAGUCCUCAUAUCGCAAGCUAUUGGUCCAUUCUGCGAUCUUAAACAAGACGUUACAAGUAGUAAUUAUACCGAAGGCGCGGCAGUCGCAUUAGAACUACAGGAAUACGAAAGAGAACGUGACCAAUGUCCAAUGUAUUUCGAUGAUGGGGCUAAUCCCUGGUUAGUGACCGAAAAUUACAUAAAAAUAUUCAAAUAUGGCAAUGGAGGAGUACAGGUUUCGAGUUCGUACGUAUCCUUCGUUUCGAUAAUCAGCGUAGCUCACAUAGUUUUAAUUAACGCGUAGUACCUUUGAUGUCCGUUUUAUAUUAGUG